AUGGCCAAAUUUCUGCUCAUUCUCUUUUCUUUUGUCUCGUUCUUGCAGCUGUCUCUUCAGCAAGCCCCUGAAUGUAGCGCCACGCAGCUGUGCCCCAUUGGAUGUUGUUCCAAGUACGGAGUCUGUGGUACGGGCCCUGAUUAUUGCGGUACGGAUUGUGUCAGUACAUGCGACUUCAAGGCAGACUGCAACCCAGGCUGGGAUGACCCGAAAUGGAGCAAGGCCGAAACAUGCCCUCUCAACGUCUGCUGCAGCAAGUUUGGCUUCUGCGGUACUACAAAAGACUUCUGUGGUGACGAGACUGUCAAGCGGCCAUCAUGCGCCGUCAACGAUACCCCCAUUACCCGUGUGAUCGGCUACUACGAGGCCUGGUCUACGACCAACCGUCCUUGCUACGGUAUGCUGCCAGAGGAAAUCCCAUUCGGAUAUUACACCGACAUCAUCUUCUCUUUCGCUACGAUCGACCCUAGUACCUUUGAGAUCAAGGCUGGCGACUCGCAGACGGCGGAUUUCAUGCAAAGAAUAAGCGCCAUCAAACUGAUCCAACCGGAUAUCAAGAUUUGGAUCGCCGUCGGCGGGUGGGCUUUCAAUGACCCCGGCCCAACGCAGUCCACUUUCAGUGACAUGGCUGGCUCGACGGACGGCACCAAGAAGUUCAUUGACUCUCUCAUCAAGCUGAUGAACAAGUAUGGAUUUGACGGCAUUGACAUUGACUGGGAGUAUCCAGUUGCCGAUGAUCGCUUUGGAAAGGGAGCAGACUUCAAGAACUUUGUCACUUUCAUGAAGUCUCUGGCCGACAGGAUGCACAGCGGUGAUCAAAAGAAGUCUGUAUCCCUGACUCUGCCGUCGAGUUUCUGGUACCUACAGCACUUUGAUAUCAAGAACCUCGAGAAGCAUGUCGACUGGUUCAACAUCAUGAGCUACGACAUCCACGGAUCCUGGGAUAUUGACAACAAGUGGACCGGCCCUUACGCCAACUCACACACCAACAUGACUGAGAUCCAAGACGCGCUCGACCUGCUGUGGCGGAACGACAUCAAGCCGGAGAAGGUCACCUUCGGCAUGUCCUUCUACAGCCGAAGCUUCACGCUCCAGAACGCCGGGUGCAACACCCCCGGAUGCGUCGUCAGCUCCGGAGGCAACGCGGGCGAAUGUUCCGGCACGACUGGCGUGCUGCUGCACCCCGAGAUCGCCGACAUCGUAAGCAAGAACAGCCUCACGCCCACGCUGCACCGCGAGGCCGCCGUCAAGUCCGUGACGUGGGGCGACCAGUGGACCACGUUCGACGACCUGGCGACGUGGAGGCUCAAGUCCAACAUCAUCCGCGGGCAGUGCAUCCCGGGCGUCAUGGUCUGGGCCAUGAGCCAGGAUGACAAGGACGGAACCAACAUCAAGGCCCUGACGUCCGCCGUCGGCCGCAAGGCCAUGGACCCGCCCAAGUUCGUGCCGGCGCUGCCCUCCACCGAGCCGCCCAAGGUCGCGGAGCUGUGCCGGUGGUCGGGCUGCUACCAGGACUGCCCGGCCGGCUUCAAGACGGUGCAGCGCGACGGCCACAAGGAGAUCAUGCUCAACGGCGAGAACUGCCUCGACGGCGGCGUCGACAAGCUGUGCUGCCCGGCCGACCAGCCGAUGCCCACCUGCGAGUGGCGCGGCCACAGGAACAGCGGCGUCUGCAAGCCCGGGUGCGAGGACGGCGAGGUCAAGGUCGGCUCGCUACGCGUCGGCUGCAACUUCUCCCACCAGGCCGCGUGCUGCACCAACGUGGCGGCCACGGCGUCCUACGGGAUGUGCAAGUGGGUGGGCGAGGCGCCGACGUGCAACCAGGACUGCCCGUCCGACUACCCGAACAAGAUCUUCUCGUCCCGGCUCGCCGCGGGAGGCGAGCAGCCGUGCAUUUCGGGCACGAAGCACUACUGCUGCCAGGAGCCCAAGCCGUCGGACUUUUCAAAGUGCGACUGGGUGAAGAAGGGCAGCCCGCCGCGGUUCAGCCAGGACUUCAUCUGCGAGGACAGCUGCCCGGCCGGCCAGAUCAAGCUGGCGACCGAGGUGGGCGGCAUGAACGCCGAGAACGGCUGCUUUGGCGGCGCGAGGGCGUACUGCUGCGAGCCCCCCAAGCCCAUCGUCCCGCGCGGCGACGACGACCCCUUUGGAGGGAAGCAAAACAAGGAGUUCCAGCUUCUGCUCGAGGGGUACAUGGAGAACCCGACGUGCCCGGCGACCAUCCUGAACCCGUCCGAGGGCAACAUGUUCGGCAACACGUUCACCAAGCGCGACCUCAAGCGCGAGGCCGCCGAGUACCGGUCUCUGCGCGGCAGGGCCACGGACUGCGAGGAGGACCGGUUCACGAGGAUGGUCUUGUUCGGCGCUCUGCUGCUCACGGCGUCCCAGUCGAUGCUGGAGCCCCUGAGUCUGGUGUACGAUGAGAUCUUUGCCGGGGCGUACGAUACGGAGCUGCAGUCUGGUAACAUCAGGACGUACUACGCGAAUCACGAGGGAAUGGACCCGAACGCUCUCAUGCGAUAUGUCUUUAUGAACCCCAUUGAUGCCGGGCCCGGGUUGAGGCGGGCGGCGAGGACGGAGACCACGUUCUGUCAGCUCCUUACGGUGGCCAAGCGCGAGGAGAGGGAUCUGUCCAGGAAUUCCAAGAACGUGAGUGAAGCUCAUGUCUGA
Colletotrichum scovillei is the source of this 2670-nucleotide messenger RNA. Its product is annotated as glycosylhydrolase family 18-9. Bases 1 to 2670 code for a protein of 889 amino acids. The record is from RefSeq and is a predicted model, not a curated record. Gene Ontology annotation, molecular function: hydrolase activity, hydrolyzing O-glycosyl compounds; chitin binding. Gene Ontology annotation, biological process: carbohydrate metabolic process. The transcript has 4 exons. Lineage: Eukaryota; Fungi; Ascomycota; Sordariomycetes; Glomerellales; Glomerellaceae.